This is a messenger RNA of Zophobas morio, 615 nucleotides long. RefSeq lists its product as uncharacterized. The record is from RefSeq and is a predicted model, not a curated record. Lineage: Eukaryota; Metazoa; Arthropoda; Insecta; Coleoptera; Tenebrionidae. The coding region runs from base 64 to 438 and encodes 124 amino acids. The transcript is spliced from 2 exons.
UCAGUCGUUCGUCGUCGUUGAACAAGAUAACAUAAACUAUUUUAAUUUUUGGUGUUAUCAAUUAUGCCUGGUUGUACGUCUCGGUCUAAUUGUGGUUCCUGCACCACGAGAACGACAAAACCGAAAACCAAAGUUGCAAAAAAAAGCAAGAAACCCGUUGCGACCAAGAAAACAACCAAAGUGUCGAAGAAAAGUAAUUGCGGCGCCGGAGGUUGUGCUCCGUGUGGAACUAAGGCUAAGAAACCUGCGAAAACUUCUAAGUGUGCAACGAAAUCGUGCCGCAGUAGCAGCAACUACCGCUGUGGGUACUACAGUUCCAGUACGGGUUCAAGUACUAGUUACAGUAGUUGCUCUGAUGGUUCCUCCAGCUUCACGGAUUCGUACACUUCGAGCAGCGAUGAUUGCAGGGGUUGCAGAGGAGGCGGCUGCAGACGCUAAUGGGCAGGACCCUCAAGCGGAAUUUAAUUGAUGGAUAUUUUAAUAUGUGACAUUAUUUUAUGUUUUUUUGUAAUUAAGUUUAUGAAAAUAUGCGUGCUUGUGUGUACGUUGAGCAAGCAUUUUUCUUAAACUUAAAUGAUGAUUUUUGCUGUAUUACACUAUUUUGAUGAAUAAAGC